Parasteatoda tepidariorum (common house spider) is the source of this 4539-nucleotide messenger RNA. The record is from RefSeq and is a predicted model, not a curated record. NCBI's taxonomy places the organism in Eukaryota, Metazoa, Arthropoda, Arachnida, Araneae, Theridiidae.
UCACACUAUUCUACAUUUCACCUUUCCUUCCAAACAAUCGGCUUCCUUUUCUGUAGCGUAUGUUUUAACCAAAUUUAGUUUCUACAAAGAAUGAUGAAUAUUUUAUAUCCCCACCCUUUACUUUAAUUAUGAAUUUUUUUUCUUUGAUUGAAAAAGAAAUAAACAUCAUCUUCUAACAGUGUGUCUCUUUAGUUGCUAAAAUGGAGAAUCCCGUUGCGUCUGCUGAAGAAAAAGUGAAUCGAUUCUUCGAAGAAGUUCUUCAUGAAGGAGAAUUAGCUGUUGCAUUCCAUGGAUACAUCAUUCACACUGCUGAAGAUCAAGCUAAAAUACUCACUAAGUACCAAGAGAGUAUGAGGGAACUCUUCAGCUCUCUAGCCGAGGAAGAAGUAUCUCCUGCACUCAGCCAUUAUGUGAAACUCAUCAGCUUAAUUAAAAAUAAUCAAAAGUGCAGACUACUCUUCUGCCUCUUGGAAUUUGGUGUUGUCAAUAAUUUUGUGAAUCCAAGGCUUGUCUGUGAAUUGAUUUUGAAAUGUGAUUACCUUGUUUACCUGAAUGAAGAUUUCUGGUGCUUAAGUUUUAUGCUGAUUGAUAAAAUAAUAUCUGGUAUUGAUUAUAAAGGUGUUCGUGACCUAUUGAAAACAAUGCUGGAUAAAGCUCACACAAUAAAGCCUGCCAACAAUGUUGCUGUUAUGAAUCAACUGCGUGCUGUUCAAAGUGUCCUUGAAACCAUUUUUGAUAGAAAUGCAUGUUUGCUACCCAGCUAUCUGAUAUUAGAUGAACUUCAGAAAAAAGUACUCCCUAAAGGAACAUAUCCUCACUGGAAAUUUUCUAAGCUCAUAUCCUCAUUCAUUGAUAGUUUUAGACCAGUUGCUCAAAUGGUUUCAGUUUCUGUUUUUAUGGAAAUCAAAGGUGAUGACACAGUGUAUGGAAAAUCUAAACUUCUUCCCAUCGUCGGACAUUCUGCCACUCUUGGAAACGUUUGGAAGUUGGAUCCCCAGACCGCUAAAGCUAACUUAAGGGGACAACUUCCUUACAAUAAAGAGUUGCAGGAGCCACAAACUUCCCUCUUUAGAUAUGUUUUGGAGCAACCUUAUUCGAGAGAAAUGGUUUGCUGUAUGUUGGGAGUCAGUAAGCAACAAAAGCAGCGAUGCCCUGUGUUGGAAGAACAAUUGGUGGAAUUGAUUGUGUCGGCCAUGGAGAAAUCUGAAAAUGAUGUGGAAGCAAUGGAAGAUGGUGGCCCAACUCAGUUAUUAUGGCAGCACCUGUCUAGCCAACUCAUUUAUUUUGUCUUGUUUCAGUACGCCAGCUUUCCUGACAUUAUUAUGAUACUACAUGGAAAAUUGGUGGGUCGAAAUUUCCGCAAAGGAAGAGACCACUUGAUGUGGGUCCUGCUACAGUUCAUCUCUGGCAGCAUACAAAAGAACCACCUGAAUGAUUUUCUCCCCGUCAUGAAACUCUACGAUCUCCUGUACCCGGAGAAGGAGCCUUUGCCCUUCCCCGACGUCUCAAAAGCGAGUUCCACUCACGCCUUGGCAGUCACCUCCAUCUGGAUUCAUUUGAUGAAGAAAGCUCAAUUGGAACAAGUCAGUCUGCAGAGAAGAUUACCUGUCGCUCUCACUUCACACUUAGAGUACCUCCAGUUGAGUUUGAACGACGAGGGACUGUUGCACAGCCUGAAUUCAGACUACAGGGUGGCACUGUUGUGCAAUGCGUAUAGUACUAAUCAAGAGUGUUUUACAAGACCUAUGGGAGUUCUGGUGGAAGCAGUGCAGGGAACUCAAAAGCAGCAAUUGAGUAGUGCAGGGGCAGCUGUACAGGGUCCUAUAAAACCAUUGUCUAUGAGUGUACUAGAUUCUCUCACUGUCCACACCAAAAUGAGUCUCAUUCACAAUAUUGUUACUCAUGUCAUGAAACUCGCCCAGUCCAAGUCAUCGCUCAGCCUUUCUCCGGCGCUGGUGGAAACGUAUAGUCGCCUUUUGGUCUACAGUGAAAUCGAAUCUCUGGGUAUUAAAGGUUUCAUUACACACCUGUUGCCGAUCGUGUUUCGCAGCCACGCUUGGGGUAUUCUGCACACAUUGCUAGAGAUGUUCAGCUACAGGUUGCAUCAUUUUCAACCUCACUACAGGGUCCAGCUUCUCAAUCAUCUUCACAGCCUGGCAGCCGUGCCUCAAACAAAUCAGACACAACUUCACUUGUGCGUGGAGAGUACUGCUUUGAAACUUAUUGCUGGUAUGGGUAGUGCUGAAGUUCAGCCUCAGCUCUCUCGUCUCCCCUCUGAACCAAAAUCUCUUCUCUCCAAUGAAUCUGAGGAGCUGAACAAAGUGUUGGUGCUCACAUUAGCCAGAGCAAUACACGUCACUGGUUCUGAGUCCUUGUCUGGUACAUGGUGUAAGGAAAUUCUUACAACAAUUAUGCAACACACUCCCCAUAGCUGGUCAAGUUUCACCCUCAAGUGCUUCCCCAAAGUUCUUGCUGAUUUUUUUGCCUUGCAUCAGACGACAAAAGAAAACAAAGCUCAGCUCAAACGUUCAGUGGAAGAGGAAUAUCGGAAAUGGAAAACAAUGAGCAAUGAAAAUGACAUCAUUUCACACUUUUCCCUCCAAGGCUCUUCGCCAUUGUUCUUGUGUUGCAGAAUUCUGGAUCGAAUAGGUGCUAGAGCCCUAUCUGCUCAUUUGAGAACUUUUGCCGAUUUCUUAGUCUUUGAGUUUGCAAAUUCUGUUGGUGGAAAUCUUGUGAAUAAGUACAUUGAUGCCUUGAAUGACCUAAUUUGGAAAUGCCAUGUUAUUCAGUUAGACAGGCUGAUUUUGUGCUUGGCCCUCCGAAGCUUUGAAGGGAAUGAAGCUCAAGUAUGCUUCUUCAUCAUUCACCUGCUGUUGCUUCGACCCACUGAUUUCAAAAACAGGGUUUACGAUUUUGUCAAAGAUAACUCUCCUGAACAUUGGAAGCAAUCAGAUUGGCACGAAAAGCACUUAUUGUUCCAUAGGAUAUACCAGGAAAAGUUUUAUUUUGAAGGAUUACACGACCCAAGAAGCGAGCACACCUAUUUACCUGUAUACUUUGGAAAUGUCUGCCUCAGAUUCCUUCCUGUCAUGGAUAUUGUCAUUCACAGGUUUUUAGAAUUACCAGCAGUUCCCAUGUCUGUAGAGGGUCUGCUAGACCAAUAUGGAUGUCUCUACAAAUUUCAUGAUCGUCCCCUGACCUACUUGUAUAAUACUUUGCAUUACUACGAAGGAAAGUUGACAGAUCGUCCGUCUUUGAAGAAGAAAUUGGUGUCUGCCAUCAUAGGUUCUCUGAAAGACAUUCGACCUGAAGGUUGGGCCCUGAGUGAAGGGUAUCUAAACUUCCUACAAGAUGAAUCGGAAGAGCUGGCUUGGAUUCCCGAUCAUGAUUACUAUGUGAAACUGAUUGGUCGCUUAGUAGAUACACUUGGUGGUAAGUCGCCUUUUCCUCAUACAGACUGGCGUUUCAAUGAGUUUCCCAACCAAGGGGCCCACGCCCUACAUGUGACAUGCAUCGAAUUGAUGGCUCUCCCCACGGCGACCACCAGUGUCGGAAAUGCAGUGCUGGAUAUCGUAUUGAGAGGGCGCACCGUCGCAAUUCAUUCUAAUAUCCUUGCCUGGAUGAAUGCUGUUGGACUUGUAUUGACUGCCUUGCCCGAAGCAUAUUGGUCAGUUUUAAAUGACCGCAUCUUAGAAGUGAUGAAGUCUCCACUUUUGUCUGAGCCAUCUCCCGACAUGGAUCCGUUCCUGAUGUUUGAUUUUGCCGGAAGUUACAACAGCAUGACAGAGUUGCCGUGCAGCUACCUCGUCGCUCUCACUCACUCUGUUUGGUAUCACGCCAGUAUAGGACAAAUUUGCACCCUAACUCAACUAUUGAGGGAAAAAUUUAAACCUGAAGUGAAAACAGAGGAGCAGUUUCUGUUUAUCUGCCAUUUAGUUUCACCCUUUUUGCAGCGUUUUUAUGUGGAGAGAACACGAUAUGCAAUGGAGAUUACUGUAGAACUUUAUGAAAUGUUGGAAGCUGUUGAUAAAAACUGUGAGGAGUUGCGCUACAUCGAUCCUGUGUGCGACUUACUAUAUCAUAUAAAAUAUAUGUUUAUAGGAGAUGCUAUAAAAAAUGAAAUUGAACGUAGUAUAAGGAAUCUAAGACCAGCUAUUCAGCGAAAAUUGCGGUUCAUUAGUCAUCUAAACAUAGAAGAAAUGCAGACAAGUUAAAAAAAAUUUUAAUAAUAUUUUAACGCCAAUUGAAGCUGUAUUAUAGAAUUCUUCUCAUUCAGCUGUUGUUUUAGUAUUGGACUGUCAUUCUUUUUCACAUUGUAUUUAUAUUGUUAUUAAUUCCUGUUUUUUGAAAUUAUUUAAAAAAUUUUUGCUAAGAGCUGUAUUGAAUAAAUACAGCUUUUUCUUUUAGUCUAUGUAAAUAUGUAAAUACGUCAUAUAUUUUUUAAGACAUGUGACAUGAAUGUAAAAUACAAUCUCAGAGAGACUUCUCAAUUUUGUUAAUUAUUGUGAUUAUUCAUUAUAAAAAUUAUGGUUUAUCUUA